This is a messenger RNA of Eremothecium sinecaudum, 1110 nucleotides long. RefSeq names its product Ecm7p (gene ECM7). The record is from RefSeq and is a predicted model, not a curated record. Gene Ontology annotation, biological process: fungal-type cell wall organization. Gene Ontology annotation, cellular component: plasma membrane; cell cortex of cell tip. The transcript has a single exon. The coding region runs from base 1 to 1110 and encodes 369 amino acids. Lineage: Eukaryota; Fungi; Ascomycota; Saccharomycetes; Saccharomycetales; Saccharomycetaceae.
AUGAAGAAUUUUUCACGGAUUGUUAGGCUUCCAUUUCAAAAUCUGGAUUUAAUAGAACGGAUUGUUCUAAUUUUACGUACUAUUAGUGGGCUUAUGGUACUUAUAAUGUGCAUUAUAUCAACAUUGGGAUGUUUUUUUUUGCCCUUGCCACUUUAUAUGGGGAAGUUUGUAACUUCAAGUAACGAUAUUGCAGCUGGAUUGUUCAAUACGCUUGACAAUAACUUUAGAAAUGCGGACUUCUACGAUGGUCAUGAACUUUCAACAUCAGAGAUUGUAAUUUUAACGCAAUAUGCCUCCUCUAAAGUGUCCAAGGUUCCGAAAUUCAUAACUAAUGGUGUUUAUGGGUGCUGUGAGGUUAACUUUGACGAUCGAGAUUUCAAUAAAAAAGGUGUAUGGAAUACCACAACUUUAAAUUGCAUUGAGGGAGGUCCAUCAUUUAUUUUUGACUACAGGCAUAUGCUAAGCAAGUUUGGUCUAGGUAUCGUAUUAAACUGGGCUUAUGCUGAGGAAAUGAAAGCUUUUGACGAUGCCUCGCCCGCGACAGGGACGUCAGGUCUUGUAGAUCACGAUCAAAAUCCUUUCUCGCUUAUACCAAGUUAUGGGAAAUAUUUGUCCAAGACAAAACGACUAAAAGCUAAUAUGAUAUACAUGAUUUAUGCAGUAACUAUAAUACAGCUAUUAAUGUUGGUGGGCUUGUUUUGGUACUACUCCAUGAAAACCGGUCUAAAACGUACUAGGAAGACAAGUAUAGCGGUGCAUCUCCUUUCCCUGGGAAGUGUAGUUGUUUUCGUUUGCUCUGUGACUGCGACUGUUAACCUAAUGAAGACACAACUAAAGUUAAGGAAUAUCAUUCACAAUGAGCUAGGAAAUUUCGGAUUUGGUUAUGAAAUAGGAAGCAGAUGGUUUACUUGCCUAUUAUUGAUGUCUUGUUUUUCAUUUAUAUCCUGCCUAGUUUGGUCAGGAUUAGAGUGGUGCAUCGUGGAUUCUGGUGAGUCGCACACGAACUCCUACACGGUGAGUAAGGAAUACCAAGGUACGUCUGCAAUGCAGAAUCCUUUUUCUCAAAACGAGAGUGACUCUGUAAUAAAAGACGCGAAAUUCAUUCCAUGA